Molecule: messenger RNA, 6153 nt
Organism: Phyllostomus discolor (pale spear-nosed bat)
Lineage: Eukaryota; Metazoa; Chordata; Mammalia; Chiroptera; Phyllostomidae
Gene: RAB11FIP5
Product: RAB11 family interacting protein 5
Exons: 6
Coding region: 215-4144 (1309 amino acids)
Biological process (GO): regulated exocytosis
Cellular component (GO): secretory granule; mitochondrion; early endosome
Molecular function (GO): small GTPase binding
Source: RefSeq, a predicted model, not a curated record
CGCGCGGCAGGCGGCGGGGAAGGUGGGGCCGCGGGAGGUGGUGGUCGUCUCCGCCCAGCCCAGCCCGCAGCUGCAGCGGCUGCUGUGCAGGCUGUGGCGGCGGCGGUUCUCCUAGCCGGCUCUUGACAGCCCUCCGCCGCUGCCCAUUUUAUCGCUUGGUCCGGGUGGCUGCGCCAGGUUGAGCCAACCCUCGCCUGCCGCCGCUUCUCCUGCCAUGGCCCUGGUGCGGGGCGCCGAGCCGGCGGCGGGGCCCUCCCGCUGGUUACCCACGCACGUCCAGGUGACCGUACUGCGGGCCCGCGGGCUGCGGGGCAAGAGCUCGGGCGCGGGCAGCACCAGCGACGCGUACACGGUGAUCCAGGUCGGCCGCGAGAAGUACAGCACGUCGGUGGUGGAGAAGACCCCGGGCUGCCCGGAGUGGCGCGAGGAAUGCUCCUUCGAGCUUCCGCCCGGCGCCCUGGACGGCCUGCUGCGGGCGCAGGAGCCCGAUGCCGGUCCGUCGCCCUGGGCCGCAGGCUCCGCAGCCGCCUGCGAGCUCGUGCUCACCACCAUGCACCGCUCGCUCAUCGGCGUCGACAAGUUCCUGGGCCAGGCCACGGUAGCUCUGGACGAGGUCUUCGGCGCAGGCCGCGCCCAGCAUACACAGUGGUACACGCUUCACUCCAAGCCCGGCAAGAAGGAAAAGGAACGCGGGGAGAUCCAAGUCACCAUCCAGUUCACUCGUAACAACUUGAGCGCCAGCAUGUUUGACCUGUCCAUGAAGGACAAGCCACGGUCCCCCUUUAGCAAGAUCAAGGACAAGAUGAAGGGCAAGAAGAAGUAUGACCUGGAAUCCGCUUCUGCCAUCCUCCCAAGCAGUGCCCUGGAGGAUCCCGAGCUGGGCAGCCUGGGCAGGAUGGGCAAAGCCAAAGGCUUCUUCCUCCGCAACAAGCUGCGCAAGUCGUCCCUGACCCAGUCCAACACGUCGCUAGGCUCCGACAGCACGCUGUCCUCGGCCAGCGGGAGCCUGGCCUACCAGGGCCCCGGAGCCGAGCUGCUCACCCGCUCCCCGAGCCGCAGCAGCUGGCUGUCCACCGAAGGGGGCAGGGACUCGGCACAGUCCCCCAAGUUGUUCACCCACAAAAGGACCUACAGCGACGAGGCUGGCCAGACGCGGGCAGCUCCUCCCCGCGCCGUCCUCGACCUUCAGGGCCACCUUGACGCUUCCACCCGCUCUUCUCUCUGCGUCAAUGGGAGCCACAUCUACAACGAGGAGCCCCAAGGCCCCUUGCGGCACCGCAGCUCCAUCUCGGGCCCGUUCCUACCCUCUGGCUCCCGGCCCUCUGAAGAGGGACCUCGGCCUGCAGAUGACUCGUGGGGCAGAGGCAGCCGCAGCGCCAGCAGCUCCGAGGCAGUGCCUGGACAGGAGGAGCUGAGCACUCAGGCCAAGGGGCUGGCCCCUGGAGCCGGCCACUCUGUAGAGGAGGAGGGGGCCCGGCUCCCAGAGGGGAAGCCGGUGCAGGUCGCCACACCCAUAGUGGCCUCCUCCGAGGCUGUGGCAGAGAAGGAGGGAGCCCGGAAGGAGGAGCGGAAGCCCCGGAUGGGCCUCUUCCACCAUCACCAUCAGGGGCUGAGUCGGAGCGAGUUGGGGCGUCGAGGUUCUCUGGGGGAAAAAGGAGGUCCCACCCUGGGCGCCUCCCCCCAUCAUUCCUCCAGUGGGGAGGAAAAGGUCAAGAGUAGCUGGUUUGGCUUGAGGGAAGCCAAGGAAUCAACUCAGAAACCCAGCCUGGACGUGUCUCCUCAGGUAGAACCUGACCCAGCUGCUCUUCCUCACCACCUCCCCUGCUCCCCCCGUGCUCCGGCCCCCCCCACUCCUGCUCCCACCGCUGCUCCCAUGCUAAGCACUAACCUUUUUGCAGCCGCCUCCCCUGCCGCUGCCACUGCUGCCGCCACCGCCACCGCUGCUGCCACCACCGCAGCCCCUGAAGCCACCCCGUCUGGAUUCUCGGGUCUCACCAACCCGUUCCUCACCUCCUUGCAGAGCAACCCUUUCUUCGAGGAACUCAUAGCCGACAUAGCACUAAAUUCUCCUUCACCUGCUCCCUCUCUCCCCAGUGCCUCGAAGGCCAGCCCCAUCCCCCCGGCCUCCCCUGGGAAAGCCCUGCCUGAGUGGGACGACACCUUCAACGUCUUUGCUGCCAGCAGGCUGCGUCCAGAGGCCAGGAGCAAGAUCCUGGCCCCUGCAGGAGUGGGGCUGGAGGCGACUGGGCUGCAAGACCCAGACCCCGGGGCCAUGACAGUGGAGGCAGCUGAGCCCCGGGAGGACCCUGGGGGAGAAGGAAGAGGUGGGAGCAGCGUGUGGCUAGAGCCCAGGGUUCCUCUGGACUUGGGACUGGACCACCAGAACUUGAGUGCCGCCGACCUGGGCCCUCUUGGGUCUGUAGGGACUGGCCUGCCCUCCACCACGUCAGCCUUGCUGCACCCACGAGCCUCAGACUCCGCAGCAGACAGGGAACCGACGGCCCCAGGAGGGGGAGCAGGGCAGAGCCCAGCAGGCAGUGCAACACCUGUGUUUAGCUCCCCAGAAGUGAUUGGUGUGUGGGAGAGGCUGCCCGGCCCAGACGAUGCCCCCGAGGGCGAGGAUGAGGAAGCCUCCAGAGGCGAGAGCCAGCUUUUGCAGGAGCUCAAUACAGUUGACAGUUCCUGGCCUUGGGACGUGGUCACCCUUUCUCCUGCAGUUGAGGUGUCCUCACCAAUCACACGGGGAGAGUCUGAUGAACUGCCUCCUCUUCAGGUGAAGCCAGAGUCACCAGAACCUGUGAGCCCCAUGGGGCACCGGGGGCUUCCCCAACUGGAACUGGAGCCAGAGCCCAGAUCUGAGUGGAUGUUGGACGAGGCACAGCAGCCCGGCACACCGCCUCCCAAGCCACCCCACCUCUUCAUGCCCUCAGAUUACCAGGAUGACGAGGAGGAGGAGACCACAGUGGGGCUAGGUGGCAGGGAGGCAGAGACAGGAGAAGAAGACGCCUUCCCAGAUGCACUGGGUGCUGGUCCCCGGGAGGCCAGUGAGGAUGGCAAGAAGCCGGGCUCAGAGUCUGACAGCUGCUCUUCCGGAACCCUGCUGGAUGAGCCCAGCCUGGAAGAGCCAGUGGAGGGUGGCAGCCCUCCUGUGUCUGGGCCCGGCUUACCUCUGCCCACCAGCUGCCCUGAGGGUCCUGCCCCCACACCCUCUUACUCAGAGAGCAUAGCUUUUCGGAGCCAGCAGAUCUGGGGGGCUCUGAAGAGAGGGGAAGGCCCUGAGGCUUCUGAGGCCCAGAACCGGGAACCAGCAGGAGAGGAGCUUGGGCCCCUGCCGGGCAGCUCCCAACAGCCUGACCCCUGGGCCUUGGAGGAGGACGCCUUGAACCCCUUUUUGUGUCAGGGGAGCAGAGACCCCCCCAGCCUCCCUUCCACAUCCCCUCCAGAGUCCAGGGAAUCUUCCAUUCACUCUGGACCAGAAGAGCUGCCCACGCCCCCAGAACCUGCCUUCCCACCACCCCUUCUCCCGCCCUGGGCCGGCCACUGCCACGGGGGGCCCAGUUCUCCGAGCUCUCCUUUGCCUGGAGCCUGGCCCCUGGCCUCUUUCUCCCCGCUCCCUGGGGAGCCAGCCUCCCCCCUUGGGGGCUCCCCCACCCCACUCGGGGAGGACCACGCUGCAGCCACCCCAGCCUCCCCGCUUGUGCUUCUGCCCUUGGAGACACGACCAGCUGAGGAGCCACAGCCCAGUGCCAGUCCCCACCCUGUGAAGCCCCUCAGUGCCGCCCCUGUGGAGGGCAGCCCCGACAGGAAGCAGCCUCGCUCCAGUCUGAGCACAGCCCUGAGCAGUGGGCUGGAGAAGCUCAAGACAGUGACGUCUGGCAGCAUUCAGCCUGUGGCUCUGGCCUCCCAGAUUAGCCAGACUGUGGACAGCAAGAGGCUGAAGGAUUCCGGUGUGCUGGACCAGUCGGCCAAGUACUACCAUCUGACCCACGACGAGCUCAUCGGCCUGCUGCUGCAGCGGGAGCGGGAGCUGAGCCAGCGGGAUGAGCAUGUGCAGGAGCUGGAGAGCUACAUUGACAGGCUGCUGGUCCGGAUCAUGGAGACCUCACCCACACUGCUGCAGAUCCCCCCUGACCCCCCCAAGUAGCCCUCUUCAAUUGCUCCCCCCCCCCACUCUGGGAGAGUUGGCAUGGACCCACUGCUCAAACAGGGCUCACACCCUCCCUACUCCUGCUGAGCUCACCCUCACGGUGGGGGGGGGGGGCAGGGGGCAGUCUGUCUUCUGUUGUUGCCCCUUGCUCCCCCUCCCUCCUGCCUCAGCUGGGGCUGCUGGAAGGAGGGCCUUUGGACUCCCACUGGAGGUGGAUCUUACCCACCUAUUUUCAUAUCCUUUAGCUUUAGGGAGCUCCAGAAAUUGGAAAGAAUUUAGCCCUCAAGAAAGAGCGGGGGUGAGCUGCAAUUUGAUGAGGUAUCUGGGACAUACUUUAUUACCCCACAGGGAUGGUCAGCCAUUUCUUCCCCAGCUAAAGCCUUGUCCUCUAAAUCUCCCUCCAGCCCCUGGAGGGCUCCUAGUAUUAUAGGGCUGUGGCAGGGACGAAGCUGCCCAUCUGUCUGUGAGUUAUGGGUAACCAGGCACCUACUCUUCAGCCUCACAUCCCGGAGAGCAAGGAGACUGUCUGGUCUAGUGUCAUGUCUGCGGUGUCCUGAGUCUCUCUGUCUCCAGCUAUUUGUGGAGCAAAUGCAGUGUGGAUGGAGGGAGAUGAUGUGCGUUCUCUAGACCACUCCGUACGCUCCUCUUCUGACCUUUCUGUGAGUGUCAUGUGUGAAUGUGUGGAGAGCUGGGGCAGGUGUGGGGAGACUACCUCCUCACCUAUCUCCAAGGUGUGGGCCCCUCCAGGCCUUGGGGCUUUGGGUUUAUGUUUGAGGAUCAAGCCUCCAUCCUGGUUCUUGUUGCCUGUUCAGAUGUCAAAACUCUGCUGCUACAGGGUUUGAACUUUGGGAAACUGAUUAAAAUGUGCCUUUUGUGGGUGGGGUCAUGAGCCUCUGAUUGUAGACCCAGCCCCCUGUUUAGUGCCCACCUCCUUCCCUGUUGAGCGCAGGCGGCUCCGUCUGGCAGGACCCUAGAAACAGAAACGGAGGAUGGGGCAGCCCUGCUGCGUGCUCUGCCCUCCCCUAGAGUUAAUUUUAGCUAAGGGUCUGGCCAAGCUGCUGCUCCCUAAACCUACCUGCUGUCUUCUCUUACUCCCUCAGUACCAAUUGAGGGGAAGGCUUGAGGGAGGAAAAAAAAAAAACAUUCUAGAAGUGGGAGGUCCCACUCUGCCUAUACUUAGGGAAAAGCCUUUGUUGUCCUUCCAUCCAUCCACCACCUGCUGUCCCAGCCUGCCCCUUCUGCCCCAUGGCCCUGAUUGGCUUGGCUGCAGUGCACUUUGAAACGGAGUAUCUGUCCUUUGACCCAGCCCUAGUUUGCUUGCAGAAAAACAGCAGGUUUCUCCACGGCAUCUGCUGGGGACUUUUGGUGGUUUGGGGCACCCUGCCGUGGCAAAGUUGUGGGGUGAGGUGGGUGAGACCUCCUCUGGGAUCGUCUCUUUUUCAUGAGCUUGUGGGGUCACUCUCUGGGAUCACUCAGAAAGCCUGGGAAGGAGAUUGGCUCUGUGAGGGAUGUCUUCUGCCAGGAUGAAGCACCGGAGCCCCACAUAUGGGGGAAAGCCCCCAUAAUGUUAUCUACCUUAAGGAAUACUCAUCAAAGCUAAGGAAAUUGUCCACAGGUAUCUAGGACUUUGGUCAUGUGUUUUGGACAUCAUUGGGGGUUGGAUGGGUAUCUCAUCUGGGGGAAUGGGGUCACUCCUCUAUUAGGUGUCCCUCUGUGCUCUAUUCAGUCCCAGCCCUGACACUGACCUUCCACUCACCCUUGAUUAUGGGCCUCCAGAACGCCCAGGUCAGGGAUGUCUUUAGAAGAGUUUGGAGUUGAAGCCCAAGGUUCUGGCUGGGUAUUCUUGCUCCUGGCCACAAGUUGGAAGAGAGCUGCAGGUGGGAUGGGCAGGGAGCGGGCACAGUUCUGCUUUGCUGUUUGUCUUCCUAGUUGUAACUCCUGUUUAUAAAGAGCUUGUUAUUCAUGUUUCGAGCACUUUACAAAGAAUAAAAAGUUCACAGACUGCA